CAGCACAGGCCUGCUUCGUGGUCCACUGUCUAUUAUUCCCAUCCUUUACAGGUGAAGGACAACACCAGCCACGACUUCACGGCCGCGUUCCUGGUUCCAGACGACCAGCACCAAUUGCAUCAGAAUCUCUUGUCUCUCAGCUUUCUUCUGAUUAUAUUUUCCCCUUCUCUUACCUGGUGUGUCACCACUGCGCCGCUGUCAUUACUUGACCCUCGCUGGUACCCUACCCUGAGCCGCUGCUGCAAGCAGUUUGCACCAAGAGAGCGACCCUGCCAACCCUUUCUUCACUCACACCCGCCACAGCUGCUUGACCAAAAGCCACAAACCAACCAAACUGCCUACAUCUGGUGACACACUGGAUAACCUUCGUCCUGCCCUCUUAUACUUGGAUCGAGGGAAUCAUCAUCUGGAGAAGUCUUUGAUCUUUCGACAUCGACAGGUUUUUUUUCGUCUUUUGCAUCACGGCUGCUUGGCUUUUCCCCGGCCUCCCGGUUUUUACAUCUACACGGAGCAAGCUUUGGUCUGUCAUCGACCGACUUGCACCGCCGAUUGACGACCUUUGCUAUUGUUCAUUUAUAUACGACUCAUCCUCCCAUAUUCACCCAGCACCGGUGGUUAGAGCUCAGGUAUUCACCUGCUAUUGUUUACAGUUGCCGAAUGGAGAGCAAUGGACAUUGAGCAGCACCGCUCACACCUGGCAUCGCCCAUUACAAAUUCUCACCCAACUCUCUCUUUUCCCACACCUACUUCUUUUACCUCGACUCCCAUACAACGGAAAGUCGUCAUUCAUGAGAUGCCAUCCAAAUCCGUCAACAACAUGAACGUGCAGCAUAGCUUCUCCUCUGUUGCCGAUGCCCUAGAGGCUGAAGACACCAUGUCUGAUAUCAUCCCACAGCAACCUUCGACUUCCACCCGCGCCGCCCCAACCAGUACCCGAGCUCGUGGAGGUCGCGGUCGUGGCGGCUCCCGCGGAGGCAGAGGUCGUGGUGGCAAGUCAUCACAACCGAAAGCUCCCGCCGGUCGCGGUCGUCGUCAGAAACUUUAUGAGGACAGCAAAGUACAAGCUGCCCACGAGAGAGCGCAGGAGCUGAAGCAGGCCUGGGGCGUGCUCUCCAAGUUAGUCAAGCCAGCAGCCCAAGAGAUCGCCGACAGGUCGAUCAAUCAGCUUCUUGAAGACCCUGGUGUCGUUGAGAGAGUACCCGAAUUCGACGUCGCUCAAAAGUUCCUGAAGCAGCGAUACGAAGACACGCUCAGCCAGAAUGAUCGAAUUCUCGAGAUGAGCCGUCAGAUGGCCCAGCGUGUUUAUGAAGGCGAGGUCGAAGCAGCCAGAGCUUCAUAUGCCCGCCAGGUGGAAGAGAUGCAGGAGGAGCGUCUCGGUGAGCUUCUUCAACAGCUCGACCGUCUCGAACACCAAUACAGCCUCAAACUUCCCGUCGAUUAUCCUCCGCCACGUGACGAGAGCUACACCUACAAGUCCAUCACAAUGGCCGAGAGAGAUGCCCAAGGAGUCUUUCAUGAGGAACGCGAUGGUGUUGAAGUCCCCUUCCCUGGUACUAAGCUUAGAGAUCUUAUGGUCAAGCCGCCCACCAUGCCCCUGGAGUCUUUGAAAAGAAAAGCCGAUGGCCAACCAGACGGUCAGCCAGCUUCGAAGCUCCUUCAAGCCGCCAAGGACGAGGAUGCCAUGCGUCAGUUGCCACGCCACACGGCUGGCCUUUUGGGUGCAGCUGAAGCGCUCGAAGAUACUGUCGCCACCCCGCCAGAUUCCGCCUCCAAUGCUGCCACGCCGCUGCCCGAGCCUGCCGGAGACAUUGCUGAGGUGCGCGGGCAGCGCCGAACUUCCGCUGAGCCCAACCCCGCCGACGGACCCGAACUGCCCCUUCCGCGCGGAGCUCUCGACCCGGAUGAGUACGGCGUUCGCCUCAUUGUACGCCGCAAUAACAAGGCUGAGAACCCCAAUAACCGCAUCAUGGUACCAAACCUUUUUGAGUGGGACGAUCUCGAUAUUGGUUUCCGCGAUUCGACCAACUCUGCUGAGAAGGGCGCCACCAAAGCUCGUCGCGGCAAAUAUUGGCAGAAGCCCAACUCCAACUACAUGUUCAUCGACCGUCGUGUGGGAAUUUGGGAUUCCACUGAGGCUGCUGGCGAGCUUCCUGAAGCCGAGGUGAAAAAACACAAUCUUCACCCAAAGUACGGCAUCUUUUUGCCCUCCUCCACCAAUCUCCAAGAGUCGCCCAAACCUGUCGUCGACCCAUGGAAACCGGUCGUGCUGGUUCCCCCAAAUGGGGAGCUUAUCCACGCAUCUCGGACCAUCCCAGCUGCGAAAGCCGACCGAGCCUUCAGCAAGCUCGAGGCAAAGCUGGAAGGGAAGAAAAAGUUCUCAGCCUUGCUCAGCCAUAUUUGUGAGCAAGAAGGAGUUGAGGGGGAGGAGAUCACUCCGUCAGCGGAGGAGAUUGAAGGGUUGCGGCGAGAGGAGCUGGCGGCGAGGGGCAUGGACCCCAACAUGGUGUACCAGCCCUCGCCGGCGCCACCCACUCCCGCGCCCGAGCCCGAGCCUGAGCCCACGCUGGAGCAGGCGGCUGGCUUUGGCCAGUUCGCCGAUGACAUGCUCCGUGCUGCGGCGGUUCUGGAGGACGACGAGGCGCGAGACCUCGCGCGCGAGCGUGAGGAAGAAGCUGCUCGGACGGUGAAGAGCGCCGCUUCCAAACCGUACGACGCGGUGCGGGACGCGCUCGGGUUCGACAACUCCUCGGUCCCGGAGGAUACCACUGGCCUGGAUGUUCUCGCACACAUUGCGAUCCGAGAACAUGAGGCAACGGCCCACAUCGACCCUCGGAUUUACAAUCCGAUGCAGGUCGAUGGUCUGGCACGCGACCAUCGCCAGUAUGGUUCGCACGUUGACUACCAGCCCAGUGAGUAUCCUCCGCCGCCCGAGGAGUACCAUGGUCCACCGAUGUCUGAGGGCUAUCAUGGGCUGAGUAUGCCCGGUCACUAUGCCAGUGAGCCGGCCAGAGGAGAUUUUCUCCGUACGGCACUGAAUCCCCAGUCGCCGGUAUACCCUCCACCACCUGCCCCGCCACAAGACUACCCGGCUAGCCAACUUUCUGGCGGUAGGACACCGUUUGCACCCCAAGGGCAAGGUGUAGGCUUACCAGCCUUACGUCCUAUGCGCAGCCUAUUGAACGACAGUCCGCCCCCUCCUGAGCAGCAUAGUCCAGUUCCUCAACACGGCAGCAUAGUGAUGACGAACAGCGGCGCCUUUUACUCAGUCGGGCCUAGUCGUCCUUUUCAUAACGGCUAUUCCGUACCGGAGCCUCAGCACCAUCUACAGCCUCUGAUGCCCGCUCCUGGUCCUGGACCUCUCCAGGCACCACCCAUGGCUGGCCCGCCUGGCACGCAGCAGCUCGCACCUCGCCCUCCUAGCCCCUCGACUGCAUAUCCAGUUUCGCCACCCUAUCAUACACCGAUUGCACCAGCUCCGGCGCCGGGUGUUCAUGCCCCUAUUCUUCCCGCGGCUACUCAACCUCCCAUGCAGUCAUCUCACUCUCGACCUGGAAGCUCCUCUGCCUCGGCCCCUCCCCUUGCUUCCGCUGCCGGUUCAGCAGCGUCGUCUAAAUACCGUAAGCUAGAACCUGCGCCGACGCCACCUCAUCGUAUGACCUACUCGGCCAACGGGCAAGAGCUGCGUACUGUACAGUUCGACUAUCGUGAGGCUAUCAAGGACUAUUCUGCUGUAGAAGCUCCCCCUAGAAGUGGUCCAACACAGAUUCGUGGAUGGACUCACCAAAACAUCCGCAAGGGCCCCAAGCCGAGCUCCUCCCGCGGCGAUACCAACGCUAACCCGCCAAACGCUGACGAAUCCGCCUAGAAGGCGCGAUUUGAAGGUGAGACGAAGACGAACAAGCGCGUCAGCGAGAUUGUCAACGAAGAGAGACCCUUCAAGAGAACUCGGAGAACACCCGCCGCGGAAGCCCAUCUGGCUGAUGUUCACGCCUCACAGUCGUCGAAGAGAGGUGUUCCUGCCGGUAUGACAGGCGUUUUCUCCAUCGACCAAGGGAUACAACGUGGCGAAAGGGGCCCAUCAAAGGUCAACACAGGGGUAGAGGAUGCCGGCAAAGAUGUGUCGGUCAUGGAAUCCAGCCUCCGUUCCACCCUGCCGCGCAUCAAGCAGACUUUGGAGACCAUUCCUGAGGAACCACGGCGUUCACCGAAGACUACAAUUCGGCGGUCUAGCAAGACACCUUCUCCGGAGGAAGAUAAGAAGCCGUCGUCAAAGAUUAUACUUCGGCAGCUAAGCAAGACUCCUUCCGAGGAAGAGGUAAAGGUCGGGCCCGUCAAGAAGAAAACGAUCAUCAAGCUCAAGUCGCCGGUCAAGAAGACUCCCUCUGCGGAGGUGAAGCCAGCAGAAGAGCCAGAGGCCGAGCCAAUAAAGAAGAAGACGAUGAUUAAGCUUAAGGUGCCGGCCGAGAAGACUCCCUCCUCGGAGGAUGGGUCGAUGCUUGAGCACCUGAGACCUUCUCUGCUUCCGCGGUCUCGUAGGGAGCCGUCUACUCCCCCAGGACAGGCCUCGCCUGUUGCUCCUACGUCGAUGGAACUGGCUCACUCAUAUGGCUUGAGGAGCCGUCGCCCUCGGGUCAUACAGUCCUGAGAGGCAUAGAUCACCCCACCAAAUCAUGGCGAAAUGGAGAGAUCUCCCAGUGUUUUGACGUUCAGUUGGCAUUUUCCCACAUAUGGCCGUUAUCUCACAUAGAGAGAGGAGGAUAGGAUUUAUGGAUAUGUUUGCUACAUCAUCACAGUGGCAACAGCAUCCGGAGGAAGCGGUUUGAUGAUUUUUCAGCGCGGAAUUUGAUUUGGAGAAGUGAGAAGAAGGAUUUUGGAGAGGAGGGUACCAAAAAGGAGGGAAUAUUUGGGGAGUUGGGUCAUCACAAGCAUGGCAAAAAGCAUAGCAUUGCAUGGUCAUGGCGUACAUUCAUGGUUAUAUCAUGGAUUGAAUACAUUUUUCAGCAUCAAAAGCCGGUCUGGAUGGACAGGAUGGUCUGGUUUGAGGGGGGUUUUAAGGGGGGAAAGAGGUGUGCACUUGGAACGUUGAUAAGGCACACAAAAUGUUGCAUACAGAAUAUACAUAAUGAUACCACUGGGAAGGAGGGAGGCAAGCGGAAAAUAUGUGGGAUGGGCAUAGGGAUUGAGGAUAUAUUGUACAAACAACUAGAAAGUGGUAGUCUGGUACCUAAUUAUGAGCGAGUUUAUGCUCUGUUUGUA
This is a messenger RNA of Podospora pseudopauciseta, 5256 nucleotides long. RefSeq lists its product as uncharacterized. NCBI's taxonomy places the organism in Eukaryota, Fungi, Ascomycota, Sordariomycetes, Sordariales, Podosporaceae. The coding region runs from base 668 to 3865 and encodes 1065 amino acids. The record is from RefSeq and is a predicted model, not a curated record. The transcript is spliced from 3 exons.